Molecule: messenger RNA, 3534 nt
Organism: Pseudozyma flocculosa PF-1
Lineage: Eukaryota; Fungi; Basidiomycota; Ustilaginomycetes; Ustilaginales; Ustilaginaceae
Exons: 2
Coding region: 1-3534 (1177 amino acids)
Biological process (GO): regulation of DNA-templated transcription
Molecular function (GO): DNA-binding transcription factor activity, RNA polymerase II-specific; zinc ion binding
Source: RefSeq, a predicted model, not a curated record
AUGGCCACGACGGUCCCCACCUCUGCCGCCACGACGGCGGCCAACAAGGACAAGCAGAGCAAGGACCGCCGGCGCCAGUACCGCUCCUGCGACCGGUGUCGCUCGGGCAAGCGGGCCUGCGACGCAUCCUACACAUCGGUCGCAGAGGCCCUCGAGAACCGCGUGGCCUGCUCCAACUGCCGCAAAAAGGGCCGCACCUGCUCCUUUAGCUAUGUCCUCAGCAUCCUCGGCAUGCCCGGCGGCCUCCCUGCGCCCGCCAUGGCGGCGGCUGCCAGCAACAGCAACAGCAACAGCAGCGACAACGACGACGCAGCCAGCCUCGAGGCCGACGAGCUCGAGGCAGCUUCGGCUGUACCAGCGCCCGACACUGAUCGAGCCUACCCCGGAGCGGUGGCGAUCAAACGUGGUUCUCCGCCCCAGACCCAGGCCAGCCUGCCGGCCGCUCCAGUCAGAAGAGGGAGCAACUGGGAUGCCGGCGCAGCCCACCACCACCACCACCAGCACCCUCAACGUCCGCCGAACCGGCCUGUAGCCGUGCGCAGCCUGACCGGCUGGGACGCAGGCUGGGACAGAGUCCAGCACGACGUACUGCAGUGCCUUCAAGGCGUAUCGUUCCAGUCGACCUCGUCCCGGCUGACGUCGAACCUCGACCGGAUCUAUCUCAACGACGGGCUGAUUCGCGUCUACGAGGGCGCCGCCGAGCAGGCGCUGCGGUGCUGGGUGACGAGCUCCAAUACACCCUACACCCUCGACCGCCUGUCGCAGUCGUCGGGCAAGGACCAGGGCGCCAACAACCAGCUCGUCUACUGGCGCAUCUGCGAGCUGGACCGGGGCUCGCGCGCGCUGCUGGGCCGCGACAGCCCGUCCGAGGACCGCGAGAUCAUGGAGGCGUUCCACAGCGUCAUCCUCGCCUUUGCCGCGCAGUGGGCGCCCAACUGGAUCCAGACCAUGGCCGCCCAGACGGGCCAGGGGCCGCACGAGGGCGGAGCGGGACUCCGCGCCACCGAGAACCGGGUGCGCCUGGCGCUGUGGGAGCGGGCGCGCGAGAAGCUGCAGGCCGUCUCUGGCCUCGACUCGUUCCGCGUCAUCUUCUCGCUCAUCAUCUUUGCCUGGACCGAGAAGCCGCGCGAGGUCCAGGAGCGCGCCACGGGCCGCGUCGACAUCGACAUCGCCGACGAGAGCUGCGCCCUCGACACGAGCAGCUGGCAGUCGCCGGCCGAAGGCAGCACCUUGCUCCUCGUCGCCGCGCUGCGCAAGCUGCUCACGAUCCGAUUCAAGGUCGAGAGCAGGCGACGACGCGGGCUGCUGCCCUGGACACCCCUGACGGCCAAGAGCGGAAGGAACGCGGCGCCCGGCGUCGAGGCUUCGGGCGAGGGCAGCGACAUCCAACGGGGUCUCGAGGAGAAAAAGGAGAAUGGCGCCGCACAGGCCUCUGCUACCCCCUCGUCUUCGGCCGGCGCCGCCCCGGCCGCCAGGCAGAUCAGCGACGUCAAGCGCAUGGAGGAGACGUACCACAUGGUAUUCUGGCUCUCGAUUGUCAUCGACACCGAGACGGCGGUGCUGCGAAAGCACCCUCCCGUUGUCUCGGACGAGGACAGCGAGGUGCUGCGGUCCAUCCCCUAUGGCGGCAGCGACGACUUUGGCCAGGGCAGCAGCGCCUCUGACGGCGGCGUCAAGGGCAUCUGGGACGACUACAUCAUCGACUACAGCAAGAAGCGCACCGACGAGCUGGCCUGCAGCUGGCCGUGCGACGAGGCCAAGGCGUCGGCGACGCUCUCGUUUUCGACGCCCGUCAAGGUCGUCCUCUUCCGGCAGAUCAGCCGGCUGCAGAUGUCGUUCUGGAGGCGCGCCUCGAGCGAAAACGUCGAGCAGCACAUUGCCAGCGGCCUCAACAUUGUGCGCCACUGGAACGCCGUCUACGCCCCGCUGCUCGACAGCUGCCGCCGCCACCACGGCGCGCUGCCGCCCUCGAUCCAGUCGUGGUACGUGCUGAUCGCGUGCCCGUGGUACCUGGCCGUGCUCCUCUUUGUCGAGAUGGUGCAGACCAUCGACAUGGCGGGCGCCAGCGACGGCCGACGCCGUACCGAGCGCGCGCGGUCGGGCACCUUCCCGCGGCUGCGCGCCCAGGCGUGCUCCGACAUGGCCGCCAUGAUCGAGGCCAUCCAGGCCACCGACUUUUCGCACGGCGGCACCUUUGACUUUGUGCGCGACUCGGGCGGCACCGUGCUGCACACCGAGCCGUGGACCGAGAUCCUGGUGCACUCGGUCUCGGCGGUGGCCAAGACCGAGAUCCGGCUGCACGACGGCCUCUGCGCCCAGUUCCGCUGGAACGAGCUGCAGGACUCGCGCCACCGCGUGCAAAAGUGCCUCUGGGCCCUCGAGCAGCUCUCGGACCGCUCGCCCUCGGCCAGCCUCGCCUUUGAGCAACUCUCGGCCCUGGCGCACGCCCGCACCAAGCAGCAGUUCCACAUCGAACAGAUCCCCAUGGCCCGGCCCGUCAUGCCCGACCACGCCAUGGCAGCGGCGGCGACGGGCGGGCCAAUCGGCUCAUCCCUCGCCGAUGGCGGCGACGACAGCCUCACGCCCUCCAGCCUCGCCCAGGUGCUCGAAGGCUUCCAGGGCCAGGGGUUCGCACCGACGUCGGAAGACGACCGGUUCUCGACCGACCUGGCGACGCUCGACGACAGCGCCGGCUCGGCUGGCGACUUUUUGGAGCUCUUCAUGUCCAAGCAGCACCAGCACCCGCAUCAGCACCACCACCACCACCAGCCGGACAGUCCUGGAAGGCGUCAGAGCGGUGUCGGAGCCGGCGCCUGCGACGUCGAGGCGAGCUCGGACGUGUCGCGCUCGACGCUGGACUCGACAGCGGCCGCCGCCUCGCAUCUGUUCAACAGCAGCGACCGGCACCACGACAACACCGGCUGGCGAGCGGCAGACGCGUCGACGACGACGACGGCGACAUCCGCUCCUUACUCGUCGAGCGCGUCGAGUGGCAAGCGCCGAGCCGAGCCGAGCGCGUGGAUCGACGAGGAGCUGGCACCGGAAGAGCGACCGCGCAAGGUACCGCGGCGACACCUCUCGCCGACGCUCGACGUGCGCGCCGACCGCCAGUGCCGCUCCAAGGACGAAUGCGAGACGUUCUUCUCGCCGCCGCUGCAGGACCGGCCCGAGUACCGCGACGAGGCGCAGAUGGACGAGGAAGAGUUUUACGUCGACGGGCGCGCGGCCGAGAUGCUGGAACAUCAUCACCGCCGCUCGCGACAGCGUCAGCAGCAGGCGGCGUCGACGACGUCGUCGUCGUCGUCCUCGUACCAUGGCAGGAAGAGGCAGUCGCGCAAGGCGGCUGGGGUGGUCGACGGGUCUUUGGCAACGGAUGGGAUUGAGGCGGCGGCGCCGACGACGGGCGGCGCCGGCGCCGGCGGUGGUGGUGGCCAUGACGCAGGGGCGCACGCCUGGCUUGACGUGCCCGCCGCGACGGCGGUCGUGUCCGACUGCGACGUCGACUGGUCCUCGAUAUUUGCGAUGCCGAUGUAG